AAUCACCUGACUGGCCAACAGCUAUUGGAAUGAUCCUCCAUGUGUGACUUGGAAUUAUUACAAAACGUGGCAGGAUAGACCUGCCCAGCCAUCGCGGCAGAUGUUCAUUUGUAAUGCUGCCUUAAGGAAUAAGGAGAUGAGAGCAAAUUGUUCCAGCAGCUCAGCCUGCCCUGCCAACAGUUCGGAGGAGGAGUUGCCAGUGGGGCUGGAGGUCUAUGGGAACCUGGAACUUGUUUUCACAGUGGUGUCAGCCGUGAUGAUCGGCCUGCUCAUGUUCUCCUUGGGCUGCUCUGUGGAGAUCCGGAGGCUCUGGUCGCACAUCAGGAGACCCUGGGGCAUUGCUGUGGGACUGCUCUGCCAGUUUGGGCUCAUGCCUCUUACUGCCUAUCUCCUGGUCAUCAACUUCUCUCUGAAGCCAGUCCAAGCUAUGGCUAUCCUCAUCAUGGGGUGCUGCCCAGGGGGAACCAUCUCGAACAUUUUCACCUACUGGGUUGAUGGAGAUAUGGAUCUCAGCAUCAGUAUGACAACUUGUUCCACAGUGGUUGCCCUGGGAAUGAUGCCACUCUGCCUUUAUCUCUACACCUUGUCCUGGAAUCUUGAGCAGAAUCUCACCAUUCCAUAUCAGAACAUAGGAAUUACCCUUGUGUGCCUGACCAUUCCUGUGGCCUUUGGUGUCUAUAUGAAUUAUAGGUGGCCGAAACAAUCCAAAAUUAUUCUUAAGGUUGGAGCCAUUGUUGGUGGGGUCCUCCUUUUGGUGGUCGCAGUUGCUGGUGUGGUGCUGGCGAAAGGAUCUUGGAAUUCAGACAUCAUUCUUCUGACCAUCAGCUUCAUCUUUCCUUUGAUUGGCCAUGUCACAGGCUUUCUCCUGGCACUUCUUACCCACCAAUCUUGGCAGAGGUGCAGGACGAUUUCCUUAGAAACUGGAGCUCAGAAUAUUCAGAUGUGCAUCACCAUGUUGCACUUAUCUUUCACUGCCGAGCAAUUAGUCCAGAUGCUUAGCUUCCCACUGGCCUAUGGACUCUUCCAGCUGUUGGACGGGUUUCUCAUUGUUGCAGCAUAUAAGAUGUACAAGAGGACACUGAAGAACAAACACAGAAUAAAGAACCCCGCUUUAAGGGUAGAAGCCUGCUUUAAGAAGAAAUCCACUUCUCCCAAAGAGACCAGUGCUUUCUUGGAGGUGAAUGAAGAAGCUGCUCUAACUCCUGGGCCAUCAGGGCCCAUGGCUCUCCACAGGGCUCUCAUGCCAACUGGCCGGAUCUCAUGUGCGAAGUAGGGGUUUGCCGGCUUGACUGGUCCCUGUCUUCCUCAGCAGCAGUAAAGACAGCGCAGAGCUGAUGAGUGAAUCUCGUUGGCAGGGCUUAUGGGAAUGUUUGCGUGUCAACUGUUAACAUAUUUAUAUUUCUGUGUGGACUGUAAUUUGCCAUAGGAUCCCCUUUUGAGAAUAUGCUCUGCCUAUUUCAGGUUCUUUCUUUGGGGGUUUACACAACAGAUUUACUAGUUGCUUUGUGUGUUCUUGUCUUCCCAUACAGUGAAGUGAUCCCCAUUGUUAUGUGAAGUCAUCAAGCUGUGAAUUUUAAUCUCACAAGAGUUAGAACUCUGUGUAGAGGAGAUGUCACCUCAUACUGCAGGGCAAGGACAGAGUCUGGACCCACUUGACUUCUCGACUUUGGGCAAGUCCUUUGGGGCAUUGGGGAGGAAGCAUACAGCUCUUAUAAAAAUUGGGUCUUUUCUCAAAUGAGUGUUGCUUUUUUAAGGGCUUGAAAAUCUUUUUAGAUUUAUAGAUGUAAUCACGAGCCUAGAGGGAAUUUAAUGAACACUUGAAGUUAAUAUUUUUACUCCCGAGAGAUAGGCACAAUGUAUAUUCUUCUAAUAUACAUUUAUGCAUUAUGUCAUUUUAAAAACAUUGAGAUCAUUCCACAUAUACUGUUUCAUAAGUCACUUCAUGAAACAUUGUGAAGCAUCUUUACAUGUCAGUCUAUGUUGACCUACCUCAUUCCUUAGAACAGUGGCUUCACAGAAGUAUUCCAGUGCAUGAAAGGCAUGUAAUUUAUUUAACCGUCCCUUAGUCAUGGACAUUUAGAUAGCUGUCAACUUGGCGUUACAGUGUUGCUACAAACACUUGUGCUUUCAUGCAAGUGUUUCUGUAGGAUCAUUUUCUAGAUUUGAAAAUGUGCAACCAGGCUGAUGGCACAUUAAAAUGUUGGGCGGCGAGCUCUCUGGCAACACUGUACAGCAGUGCCUGAGAGUGUCUGGUUUUCCACAGCCACACCAGUCUUAAGAAUGAUCAUUCUGCUUUGUGGAAAUACCUCAUUUAAAAUUGCAUUGUUAAAAUUAUACAAUGAAGUGAAGCAGAGUAUUUUUCAUGGAUGCUUGCUUGUUCAUGUACUUUGCCUGUUUUUUUUUUUUUUUUAAAGAAAUGGCCUUUGAUUGAUUAAUUAGUUAAUUAAUUAAUUUUUUGGCUGCCUUGGGUCUUCGUUGCUGCGUGCGGGCUUUCUCUAGUUGUGGCAAGGGGGGCGCUGCUCUUCCUUACGGUGCGCGGGCUUCUCAUGGCGGAGGCUUCUCUUGUUGCAGAGCACGGGCUCUAGGGCGCGUGGGCUUCAGUAGUUGUGGCUCGCAGGCUCAGUAGUUGUGGCUCGUGGGCUCCAGAGUGCAGGCUCAGUAGUUGUGGCACAUGGGCUUAGUUGUUCCACGGCAUGUGGGAUCUUCCUGGACGAGGGCUCGAACCCAUGUCCCCUGCAUUGGCAGGCAGAUUCUUAACCACUGUGCCACCAGGGAAGUCCCUUUGCCUGCUUUUCUAUUGUAUUUUUUCCCUUUUGACUGAUAAAUUUUAACACAUUACAGACAGUGACCCUUUGUUUUAUGUUUUGUCAAUAUUUUACCUACCCGUUUGUCUUUUUAUUUUUGUAUAAUUUCUUUUGCUGUACAGAAGUUUUAUAUUUUUUAUAUAUACCACUUUAUUAGUCUUUUAAAAAAUGUUUUUUGACCUUAAUAUCUGUCAAAUGUUAGACUAUUUAUACUUUUGUGUGGAUUGUGACUUGGAAAAGGACCCCUCUUUGAGAAUGUAUUUGGUUCCUUUUCAGGGAGUUCUUUUUGGGGGUUAAUACACAUAUU
Balaenoptera ricei (Rice's whale) is the source of this 3111-nucleotide messenger RNA. RefSeq names its product solute carrier family 10 member 6 (gene SLC10A6). Gene Ontology annotation, molecular function: bile acid:sodium symporter activity. Bases 101 to 1273 code for a protein of 390 amino acids. The record is from RefSeq and is a predicted model, not a curated record. Gene Ontology annotation, cellular component: membrane. NCBI's taxonomy places the organism in Eukaryota, Metazoa, Chordata, Mammalia, Artiodactyla, Balaenopteridae. Gene Ontology annotation, biological process: bile acid and bile salt transport. The transcript is spliced from 6 exons.